Messenger RNA from Colossoma macropomum (tambaqui), 5602 nucleotides. It is a transcript of the gene grid2, whose product is annotated as glutamate receptor, ionotropic, delta 2. Lineage: Eukaryota; Metazoa; Chordata; Actinopteri; Characiformes; Serrasalmidae. The transcript has 16 exons. Gene Ontology annotation, molecular function: glutamate-gated receptor activity; transmitter-gated monoatomic ion channel activity involved in regulation of postsynaptic membrane potential. Gene Ontology annotation, cellular component: plasma membrane; postsynaptic membrane. Gene Ontology annotation, biological process: synaptic transmission, glutamatergic; monoatomic ion transport; modulation of chemical synaptic transmission. The coding region runs from base 579 to 3608 and encodes 1009 amino acids. The record is from RefSeq and is a predicted model, not a curated record.
UCACUCUCUCUCUCUCUCUCUGUCAGGGCUCGGCGCUCGAGCGGUGCUUUUCCACGCGAGCAGCGGCAGCGUUAGCAGAGGGGCUCCGAUCUGCAGGAACUUUCCGCUCUAGCCGCUCCUCCUGUUCAAUCCCACAGCCUCUAAAAAAAACACACUGCCCCCUCUCCUCCACCUCCACCCCCUCAAACCAUCCUCCGCUCCCUCCUCCUCGCGCUUCACUCGGACCGUUCGAGAGGACCGGAGCCGCCUGGAUGCUUCAGCGCGGUAUGGAAAUUUCCGACCUCGGUUAAGGAUAUUUUCUGGCGCGAACCCGAACGAAGAAGGCGUCGAGGGAGAGAAACGGGGCUUGGAAGGAGGACGGUUACCCCCUCUCCACCUCCUCCAUCUCUCCCCUCCACCUCCUCCACCUCCUCUUCUUCUUCGUCCUCUUCCUCCUCCUCCUCCUCUUCCUCCGCUAUCCGGACCAGUCCUCCGCUCGUUCGCUUCAGGAUUUAAAGCCUCCAUUCCUCUUCUACUGGGAGACCCCCGGGCUUUUUUUGGGCUUUGGGCUUUAAACCGCCCCCCUCCCGCGGGAAGACAUGAAAGUUUCCCCGGCGCUCGUGCUCCUGCUGGCCGUUUGGAGCGCGCGGUGGCAGCGCGCGCUGCCCGAUUCCAUUAUUCACAUCGGGGCCAUAUUUGAUGAGUCUGCCAAAAAGGAUGACGAAGUGUUCCGCAUGGCGGUGGCGGACCUCAACCUCAACAAUGAAAUCCUGGAGACGGAGAAGAUCACCAUCUCAGUGGAGUUUGUCGAUGGGAACAAUCCUUUCCAGGCUGUGCAAGAAGCAUGUGAGCUGAUGAACAGAGGUAUCCUGGCUUUGGUUAGCUCCAUUGGCUGCAUGUCUGCGGGCUCUCUACAGUCUCUGGCAGAUGCCAUGCACAUCCCCCAUCUGUUUAUCCAGCGGGCACCGGCAGGCACCCCUCGCUCUAGUUGUCCCCCCACCACCCCUGGCCAGCCUGAUGACUACACACUCUUCGUUCGUCCGCCAGUCUACCUGAACGAUGUCAUUUUCCAUGUGGUGAUGGAGUACACCUGGCAGAAGUUCAUUAUUUUCUACGACCAGGAUUAUGACAUCCGGGGCAUCCAGGACUUUCUGGACAAGACAUCCCAGCAAGGCAUGGACGUGUCCCUGCAAAAGGUGGAGUCUAACAUUAACAUGAUGAUCACCGGAAUGUUCCGCACCAUGAGGGUGGAGGAGUUACACCGCUACAGAGACACACUGCGCAGAGCUGUUCUCUUCAUGAGCCCCGCCAGCGCCAAGGCCUUCAUUACAGAGGUGGUGGAAACCAACUUGGUAGCUUUUGAUUGCCACUGGAUCAUCAUUAAUGAGGAGAUAUCUGACAUGGAUGUGCAGGAGUUGGUGAUGAAGUCUAUAGGGCGUCUGACUCUAAUCAGACAGACCUUCCCUCUGCCUCAGAACACCAGCCAGCGCUGCGUCCGCAACAACCACCGCAUCAACACCUCCCUCUGCGACCCCAAAGACUCCAAAGCUCAGACACUGGAGAUCACCAACCGGUACAUCUAUGAUACGGUGCUUUUGCUGGCCAACACCUUCCACAGAAAGCUGGAGGACCGCAAAUGGCACAGCAUGGCCAGCCUGUCCUGCAUCCGCAAAGGCUCCAAGCCCUGGCAGGGAGGCCGUUCUAUGCUGGAGACCAUCAAGAAGGGAGGUGUGAGUGGUCUGACAAGUCUGCUGGAGUUCAAUGAUAACGGCACCAACCCCAACAUCUUCUUUGAGAUCCUGGGGACGAACUAUGGAGAGGACCGUGGCCGUGGGGUCAGCAGGCUGGCGACCUGGGACCCAAUCCAUGGACUAAAUGGAAGCCUGUCAGACCGAAAGCUGGAGAAUAACAUGCGUGGUGUGGUGUUACGUGUUGUUACUGUUCUGGAGGAGCCGUUUGUCAUGGUGUCAGAGAAUGUGUUGGGGAAGCCCAAGAAGUACCAAGGAUUCUCUAUCGAUGUCCUCGAUGCUCUGGCUAACUACCUAGGCUUCAAGUAUGAGAUCUACGUGGCUCCUGAUCACAAAUAUGGCAGCCAACAAGCUGAUGGCACUUGGAAUGGUCUUAUUGGAGAGCUGGUCUUUAAGAGAGCGGAUGUUGGACUCUCGGCACUGACCAUCACCCCUGAGCGCGAGAGCGUGGUCGACUUCACCACCCGCUAUAUGGACUACUCAGUGGGCGUGCUGCUGAAGAAGGCUGAGCGUACCAUGGACAUGUUUGCCUGCCUGGCCCCCUUUGACCUCUCGCUGUGGGCCUGCAUUGCAGGCACUGUGCUGCUGGUGGGCACGCUGGUGUACCUGCUGAACUGGCUCAACCCACCCAGAUUGCCCAUGGGCUCUGUCUCCUCCACCACACUCUACAACUCCAUGUGGUUUGUGUAUGGCUCCUUUGUGCAGCAAGGUGGAGAGGUACCUUACACCACUCUGGCUACGAGGAUGAUGAUGGGAGUUUGGUGGCUCUUUGCUCUGAUUGUCAUCUCUUCCUACACGGCUAAUCUGGCCGCCUUCCUCACCAUCUCCCGCAUUGAGAACUCCAUCCAGUCACUGCAGGAUCUGUCCAAGCAGACAGAACUUCCAUACGGCACUGUGCUGGACUCAGCUGUGUAUGACCAGUUGCGCAGUAAAGGCAUAAACCCCUUCGAGCGAGACCCCAUGUACUCGCAGAUGUGGCGGAUGAUCAACCGGACCGGAGGAGCUGACAACAACGUGGAGGACUCGAAGGAGGGCAUUCGCAAGGUGAAGUACGGCCGCUUUGCAUUUGUGUGGGAUGCAGCUGUGCUGGAGUAUGUGGCCAUUAAUGAUGAGGACUGCUCGUUCUACACAGUGAGCAACAGUGCGCCGGACAGAGGCUACGGCAUCGCCAUGCAGCACGGUAGCCCCUACAGGGACAUCUUCUCUCAAAGGAUCUUGGAACUGCAGCAGAAUGGGGAUAUGGACAUCCUGAAGCUGAAGUGGUGGCCCAGAGACAGCCCGUGUGACCUGUACUCGGCUGUAGGCACCAAGAAAAGUGGCAGUGCCUUGGACAUCCAUAGCUUUGCUGGUGUGUUCUUUGUGCUGGCAGCAGGCGUGGUGCUGUCCUGCCUCAUCGCUACCGUGGAGACCUGGUGGACAAGGCGGAAGGGCUCCAGAGUGCCCUCCAAGGAGGACGACAAGGAGAUUGACCUGGAGCACCUCCACCGGCGGGUCAACAGCCUGUGCACAGAGGACGAGAGCCCCCACAAGCAGUUCUCUGCCUCCUCCAUCGACUUGACACCCCUGGACAUGGACUCGCUGCCAGCCGCCCGGCAGGCGCUGGAGCAGAUCAGUGACUUCCGCAACACUCACAUCACCACCACCACCUUCAUCCCCGAGCAGAUCCAGACGCUGAGCCGCAGCCUGUCGGCCAAAGCAGCCGCCGGUUUCGCCUACGGGGCCGUGCCAGAUCAGCGGGGUGCUGGGCCCUUCCGCCAGCGGGCGCCUAAUGGCGGCUUCUUCCGCAGUCCCAUCAAGACCAUGUCCAGCAUCCCUUACCAGCCCACACCAGCACCCAGCUUCAGCUACGGCAAUGACCCAGACAGGGGCACCUCCAUAUAAAAGACCACCAGGACCUCAGAAGAAUGGAGACAAAAAAUACAACAAAAAAAUAAAAACACACAAAAGAGAAUACAUAUAUGUAAAUACCAGUCUUUUUUUCAGUCGUCCCUUCCUUUUUCACAUUGUUUCUUUUUUUUUCACUUUUUCCGGCUGGCAGAAGUGUUGGGGGCACUGGUCCUGCCUGAAUUCACCUCCCUGUUGAGGAUGAGGAAGGUGUUUGGUUUCUUUCUUGUCGUUGUGGUCAGUUGGAGAUCUCUCAAUGUGAACAAAGAUGACUUUAACUUUCAUUUUUUGUUUUUAUCCACAUUUGAAGUUUGAGUGUUUGGAGAGAACUUAAAAAGAAAAAGACUUAUAUGAACCUUACAACCAUGGGAUGUUUACAUUAUUUUUUUGUUUUGUUUCUGGACAAAAUGAGAGAGAAAAAAAAUCACUGCACUUUGCAGAGUGACCUACAGACCCGCAAUAACUUGAGGCUUGUUCAAGAAGCCUCGUCUAACUUAAUUCUCAGUUCACACUGGACUGGGAGCUUGGUUAAUGGCAUCUUUUAACAGUGAGCUGUGACCAAUGGCACUGCACCCACCGGGCUCCUUCAUACACACAUGGGACACUCUGUAUAAGAGAAAGACUGAAUCAAAACAAAACACAUUGACAAGUCCAAGUGUAGAAGGAGGGGAUGCAGCUAAGGCUUCUAAAUGUGUUUUACUGACUUUGUUUGAAGUAUAACAAAUCUUAAAAUGUGUGGAAUGUGUCUGGUCAGAAAGUUUAAACAAGAAAAAAAAAUGAUCAGUGCUGUCUGUUGUUUCUUUCUUGUUUUUUUUUAUUUACUUAUAUAAGUUUUGAAAUUGCUUCAGUGCCAUCAUCUUACACUGGUUUGCAUCAUUCAGUCAUGGAAAGCUUUUUUGUUUUUCCUCUUUCGCAGCUGUAUGCCUGGAUUUGACCAUCUACAUUUUGUACAAUAGCCUCAUUGCGUGGACCACCAGCUUAUGGCUAAUAUGCGCCGCAGCUUUCGGAGGUCAAGAAGAGAAAGAGCUUUCAAACUUUCAAAAGGGAUUCUCGACACAAGCCUUAGAUGGAGGGCUCUUUUUAAUCUUUCGCCAUGCGUCCUCAAACCUACAGCAGGCCAUCCCGAAAGAGCAGACGCAGCGGCUACUUUGGGGGGAAUUCUUUGAAAUAACUUUCUAUUUUGUUUCAUAAAUGUUAAGGGGUAAUAUUUAUCUAACUUUUUUUUAAGUGCUAAUUGUUAAAACAAGGCCAUCAAAGUGUGAUGACAGGUUAAAAAGACACAUUUUGAGAAGUUUAAAGAGAAAAAUACAAAAAAAAAACAUCCGAACAGUUUUCACUAACACUGUAUUAAUAUUACUAAUGUUAGUUGUUUAGAAUGAGCUUUCAGUUUUGUUAUCCUCAGACUAAUUCGCCAAACGUCGUGUGUAGAGAACAGCAACAGUGUUUUUUGACGACAGCAUUCUAGAUGUACUUUUCUUAAGCUAUGGCUACUGAAUGACAAUAGGAACAAUUUUUGUUUAGUAUCAAUUUCAAGAUUUUUAUUUAGUAUAAAUGAGAAGACGUUAAAAUGUAUAUUUUACAUGGAGAUAAUUUUUUGGUUGGAUUAAAGAGAAGAUAUAGAGUUUAACAUAAAAAGCCGAGCAUCGCGUUAGACACCAUUGCACUAAUUGAGUUCUCCACAGUCCCUCAGUUGGUGAGGCGUUCAGAUUUUGGCUUCAUUUCAUGUUGAGUUCUGGAUUUAUGAAGGCAAGUUAUUUUCCAUACAAAAAAAGCAUGUACAACUUGCUAAGCCUGUAACAUUUUUAAUUUCUUACAUAGUAUGUACAGGAUUUACUUGAUCAUUUUCGACUGAUUAUAAUGUACAGUAUUUAAUAUAGGCCUAUUUUGUUGUAUGUGUUGCAUAUUAUUCAAAUGGAACAAACUGAGGCCUCUGUUACAAGUGGCAAAGCUUUCUGUGUAUAAUUUGUCUAAUAAACAUGUUUUCUACAGUG